Messenger RNA from Caenorhabditis elegans, 1034 nucleotides. RefSeq lists its product as uncharacterized. NCBI's taxonomy places the organism in Eukaryota, Metazoa, Nematoda, Chromadorea, Rhabditida, Rhabditidae. The record is from RefSeq and is marked reviewed.
UCUUUUCACCGAACUUUCAACUUUUUCACAUUUUUCUUUUCGUCAAUUUCGAAAACCUAAAACACAGUUUCUAUCACCAUGGAUGUGAGACCAUAUGAAGGAGGACGUUUUGAGAAAAUUGGAAGUGAAGAAGCUCAUACGAUUGAAACUUUCGAAAGACGUAUUCAUGGAACUCCACACAGUGAGCCACAACGACAAGUCUCGUCGAAACAGUACACCGAACGAAGAACCUACGGUCGAGAUGAAAACGGUGAAAUUGUCGUGAAAAUCGAGAAAAAUCCGUCUGAGCCAGUCCGUCCAGCAUCACCAGUCCGACCUGUCACUCCAGUUGGUGGAGAAAAUGAGUUGAGCCGGCACUUGCUCCAACCUAUCCAACCUCUCCAUAUCCCACGCAUCGACAUUCAGCCUGCCAAUUCUUCACGACACGCAUCGCCAAGACAUAAAUUGCAGUAUGAUGAGGUUUCACCAAGAUCAGGUUCUAUCAACAUGCUAUCGCCAAGAUCUGGACACUCGGCAUCUUCAAGAUCUGGAGCUGGAUCUAGACAGAGUAAUGUGUCCGUAAAUUCGGCAAAUGUGCCAUUGAAAAAGGUCACCAAGAAGUCCCGAUUUGUUUCCAUUCACGAUGGUCGUCCCGUAUCCCCAUACACAGAAACAGUGUCUUUUGAAGUUGCCAUUCCAUUUCAACCAGAUAGAUAUUCCAGCGCUUCGGCCCGUUCAUUCUCCAGCUCACCACACGUUUCCCGCAGGCCAAGCGAAUGCGCAUACUUGAUGGAAAACCCGCUCUACCAAGAUUGAAUUUAAUUAAAUGUGAAUUGAUCACGCGUCAUCAUCCAUUAUCAUUCUUUUUCUCCUUUUCCCCAAUAUCAUUAUUCCCGCUGUCUAUCAAUAUCUGUCAAUAUCUACUGCCAAAAGAUGCCCUUAACAAUAACAACCAAACAUUCAAUAAUCUGUUGCUUUUUUUCUGUAUAGUAAAUCUUGUCUUUGAAAUUUUGUGAAGAUACAAAAUUUGUGAAAAUAAAGAUAAUACAAUUUUG